Molecule: messenger RNA, 1394 nt
Organism: Scaptodrosophila lebanonensis
Lineage: Eukaryota; Metazoa; Arthropoda; Insecta; Diptera; Drosophilidae
Gene: Rpt5
Product: 26S proteasome regulatory subunit 6A-B
Exons: 3
Coding region: 1-1287 (428 amino acids)
Biological process (GO): proteasome-mediated ubiquitin-dependent protein catabolic process
Cellular component (GO): proteasome regulatory particle, base subcomplex
Molecular function (GO): ATP binding; proteasome-activating activity; ATP hydrolysis activity
Source: RefSeq, a predicted model, not a curated record
AUGGCCCAAACAUUGGAGGACAAGUCUAUAUGGGAAGAUGGUGAGGAAUCACUAGGCGAAGAGGUUCUGCGUAUGUCCACAGAUGAAAUUGUGAGCAGGACUCGACUGAUGGACAAUGAAAUCAAAAUAAUGAAGAGCGAGGUAAUGCGCAUCACUCACGAGAUUCAGGCUCAAAAUGAAAAGAUCAAAGAUAAUACUGAGAAGAUUAAGGUUAACAAAACGCUACCGUAUCUGGUGUCGAACGUCAUAGAGCUAUUGGAUGUUGAUCCACAAGAAGAAGAGGACGAUGGUUCCGUCACCGUUCUGGACAAUCAGCGAAAGGGCAAAUGCGCAGUCAUUAAAACAUCCACUCGUCAGGCUUACUUCUUGCCUGUCAUUGGCCUUGUCGAUGCGGAGAAACUGAAGCCCGGUGAUUUAGUUGGAGUUAACAAGGAUUCGUAUCUCAUUUUGGAGACACUUCCUGCUGAAUAUGAUGCACGCGUGAAAGCUAUGGAAGUUGAUGAGCGUCCCACAGAACAAUAUUCCGAUAUCGGUGGCCUUGACAAACAGAUUCAGGAGCUAAUCGAAGCCGUGGUACUGCCUAUGACACACAAGGAGAAAUUUAAGAACUUAGGCAUUCAUCCUCCAAAAGGUGUCUUGCUGUAUGGUCCCCCUGGAACUGGAAAAACUCUGCUCGCUCGUGCUUGUGCCGCACAGACUAAGUCGACUUUCCUAAAACUCGCUGGCCCACAACUCGUUCAAAUGUUUAUUGGUGACGGCGCCAAAUUGGUGCGUGAUGCCUUUGCUCUCGCCAAAGAGAAAGCGCCAGCUAUAAUUUUCAUUGACGAAUUGGAUGCCAUUGGCACAAAGCGAUUUGAUUCCGAAAAGGCCGGCGAUCGUGAGGUCCAGCGUACCAUGUUGGAGCUGCUAAAUCAGUUGGAUGGAUUCAGUUCGACUGCAGACAUUAAGGUCAUUGCUGCCACCAAUCGUGUGGACAUUCUCGAUCCUGCCCUGCUGCGCUCUGGCCGUCUCGAUCGCAAAAUUGAGUUCCCACACCCAAAUGAAGAGGCACGUGCGCGUAUUAUGCAAAUCCAUUCGAGAAAAAUGAACGUAAGCAGCGAUGUAAAUUUCGAGGAACUGUCGCGCUCCACAGACGAUUUUAACGGCGCUCAAUGCAAAGCCGUUUGUGUGGAAGCGGGCAUGAUAGCUUUGCGUCGCUCGGCUACAUCAGUCACACACGAAGACUUCAUGGAUGCUAUCAUGGAGGUGCAGGCCAAGAAGAAAGCUAAUCUUAACUACUAUGCCUAAGUUAGAAAUUUGCAGUCUAAAUAUAUAUGUAAUUUGGCCAAGUGCUACAAUUGUUUUUUCACAUUCAAGCUUACACAAUAAACACGAAAACUUAAAUAUAAAAAAUA